Molecule: messenger RNA, 779 nt
Organism: Dacryopinax primogenitus
Lineage: Eukaryota; Fungi; Basidiomycota; Dacrymycetes; Dacrymycetales; Dacrymycetaceae
Exons: 6
Coding region: 1-723 (240 amino acids)
Cellular component (GO): EMC complex
Source: RefSeq, a predicted model, not a curated record
AUGCUGCGGGACGCAUCAUUCCUCGCGGUCUUACUGGCACUACAGGCCACCGCAGCCAAUAUCAAGGGCUAUAUCCGGCCUAAUGAGAUCCUCAAAGGCUCGUCUGCCGGACUUCCAUACGGGAAGCGCUCAUACUCUGUAGAUCUUUCAUCCCGCGAGCUCUCGCCUGCUACGCGCGUCGUGUUAGAUGGAGGACGAUGGAGUGCAAGAGUGACCAAGGGGGGAGUGUGGGAGCUACAGGGCAUACCAGAGGGAGAAUGGGUCUUGGACGUGUUAAGUCCUCAGUAUGAUUUUGACCAGUACUUGGUGCGGGUGCCGGCCGACCCCUCCCAACCGCUGACACUCCACCCGCAUACGCCCUUCGCACCUCUCUCCAGCGCCGUACAUACCCUCGCCUCUCCACUGUACCUUUCUCCUACCCACUCUCGUGCAUGGCAACAAGUAGACAGCACUUUUGCUACGCAGAUCCGGGGGAUGUUCGGCAACCCCAUGAUGCUGCUUAUGAUUGCCACUGUGGCUGGUGUGGUGUUAGUGCCGAUGCUGCUGAAAAAUAUGGAUCCCGAGGCACUGGAGGAAGGAGGAAAGAGGAGGGAGAUGAUCGCUCGGGGUGAUGUGGGGAAUGGGCUUAAAGGGCUGCUGGAGGAGCAAGGAAAGCGCGGUCCUGCUGAGGCUGUUGCUGCCCCUAGCGGGGGGAGACCAAAAGGUAAGGGACGUAGGAAGUAGUUGUUAUGCCAUUAUUGUACCUAUACCUUAAUCCGCGGAUAAAACGUCAUUUCUCC